Anopheles nili is the source of this 951-nucleotide messenger RNA. Its product is annotated as CUE domain-containing protein 1. The record is from RefSeq and is a predicted model, not a curated record. NCBI's taxonomy places the organism in Eukaryota, Metazoa, Arthropoda, Insecta, Diptera, Culicidae. Bases 1 to 951 code for a protein of 316 amino acids. The transcript has 2 exons. Gene Ontology annotation, molecular function: ubiquitin binding.
AUGGCUUCCACGAUGCAGCUGGAGUUUUCGCAGGCCAUGUCCGACUUCAAGAACAUGUUCCCCGACAUGGACCGGGACGUGAUCGAGGCGGUGUUGCGCGCAAACCAGGGCGCCGUCGAUGCCACCAUCGAUCAGCUGCUGGCCAUGAGCACGGACAAUCAGAACGAAAAGCUGCGCCACGAGCUGGAAACGGACUCGGGUGGUCCACGAUCGGGUGUGGCGAUCGCUCAGUCCGCGGAUCGCCCACUACUCGAUCUGUCCAGUGACGCCGGUCCCGGCACGGACCGGUUCCUCAGCACAUCCCCAAGCGCGGCCGCCAGUUCGAUCGUUGCGCAACAGCUGGGCGCUUCGCCAAAAAUUCGUAAACCACCUACCGGGGCCGCCGGCUGUGCGACUGGGAGCGCCUCCAACAGUCCCCGGGCACACGCUGGCCAUGCGUUGCCAUCGCAACAGGUAAGGGAUGGCGAUGGGACGGGGAUGCGCCCGGGCGGAUUCUCCACGAUCAGACCAACGAUGAAUCGCCGCUGGAAUCCACCUCUCGUCGGACCACUCCCACCUACGUUUCUGCGGCUGGGUGGCACAGCCGGAGGCACAAUCGGACCAGACGGUACCUACCGGAGCGCCGAGUUCGACCUCGGAGAUGAGCAGUUUGCGAUGAUGCUGCAGAACGAAGAGUUUAUGGCGGAGCUGCGGUGGAAUCAGGAAUUUCUGUCCGCGCUCGAGAAGGACCAGCAAGGUAAGGUGCAGGACGAUGCGGCGUUUAAGGAGCGGCUGCGCCACAUGGGCAAGGUGUCACGCAAGAAGUUUGCCCAGCUGGCACGCGUGUUCACGUGGCAGCGGGGCGGCAACAAAAAGGCCAGCGCCGUGCGACAUCCCGACUCGUUGCUGCUGCAGGAGGAACACAGUGACGACGAGGCGGAACCGAAACGAGUGGCCUCGGGCAAAAAGUAG